Messenger RNA from Phacochoerus africanus (Common warthog), 1896 nucleotides. RefSeq names its product LTV1 ribosome biogenesis factor (gene LTV1). Gene Ontology annotation, biological process: ribosomal small subunit export from nucleus; ribosomal small subunit biogenesis. The transcript is spliced from 11 exons. Bases 179 to 1606 code for a protein of 475 amino acids. Gene Ontology annotation, cellular component: cytosol; nucleus; preribosome, small subunit precursor. NCBI's taxonomy places the organism in Eukaryota, Metazoa, Chordata, Mammalia, Artiodactyla, Suidae. The record is from RefSeq and is a predicted model, not a curated record.
CAUUUCCACAGCCUUCUGCGUUACUUCCCGGCCGGUUCCCGGAGCCGCAUGUGUGGAGCAGCGUAAAGGCAGGGCUGUAGCUGGACCUCGGUGGCGGUCGGGGUGUACUCUGUUACUUUCUGCCGGACUCCGAGAGUGUGGUAGCCUCCUUUUGGGGUGAGGACCGCGCGGCUGCAGCAUGCCUCACAGGAAGAAAAGGCCGUUUAUAGAGAAGAAGAAAGCUGUAUCUUUUCACCUGGUCCACCGGAGCCAACGAGAUCCUUUAGCAGCAGAUGAGACUGCACCCCAGAGGGUUCUGUUGCCUACACAGAAAAUAAAAGAUGAAGAAAGGCGAGCAGAGCAGAGGAAGUAUGGCGUGUUCUUUGAUGAUGACUAUGACUACCUGCAGCACCUGAAGGAACCAUAUGGGCCCUCGGAGCUCAUUCCCACAAGUACUUUCAGUGCACUCAACGGGGGAGAUGGGAAAGAAGAAACUUCAGUAACUUCAGCCACUGCAAUUAAGUUGCCUUCAUCAGUGUUUGCAUCAGAGUUUGAAGAAGAUGUUGGAUUGUUAAAUAAAGCAGCUCCUGUUUCAGGACCUCGGCUGGAUUUUGAUCCUGACAUUGUUGCAGCUCUUGAUGAUGAUUUUGAUUUUGAGAAUCCAGAUAAUUUGCUUGAAGAUGAUUUUAUUCUUCAGGCUAAUAAGCCAACAGAAGAGGAAGAGGGGAUGGAGAUACAGAAAUCUGAUGCGGGAGAUGACAGUGAGUGGGAAGAUGUGGAUGAUGAGAAGGAAAACGGUAGUGAUGACGAUAACUAUGACCCUGCCGGCUCAUCAGACGAGGAUACGUCUGCCCCUGGAAAGCCUCUUGGGGCUGUAGAAAAUCACUUGUUUUGGGAAGAGGAAACAAAAAGUCGCUUUACAGAUUAUUCUAUGACAUCCUCAGUCAUGAGGAGAAAUGAACAGCUGACCCUGCAUGAUGAGAGAUUUGAGAAGUUUUAUGAGCAGUAUGAUGAUGAUGAAAUUGGAGCUCUGGAUAAUGCUGAAUUGGAAGGUUCCAUUCAAGUAGAUGGCAGUCGCUUAGAGAAAAUUUUGAAUGACUACUAUAAAGAGAAGGCAGAGAAUUGUAUAAAACUGAAUACUCUUGAACCCUUCGAGGAUCAGGGCCUGCCAGUGAAUGAACUUGAGGGGUCUGAGGAAGAAGAGAUUGUUACUGUAGUUCUUGAAGAAGCCAAAGAGAAGUGGGAUUGUGAAUCUAUAUGUAGUACAUACUCAAAUUUAUAUAACCAUCCACAACUUAUCAAGUAUCAACCGAAGCCCAAACAAAUCCGACUGUCUUCUAAAACAGGAAUACCUCUGGAUGUCUUACCUAAGAAAGGACUCACAGCAAAGCAAGUUGAACGAAUGCAGAUGAUUAAUGACAGUGAUCUGCCUAAGGUGUCAACCCAACCACGUUCUAAAAAUGAAAGCAAAGAAGAUAAAAGAGCAAGAAAACAAGCUAUAAAAGAAGAGCGCAGGGAACGGAGAGUGGAGAAGAAAGCUAACAAAUUAGCCUUCAAACUGGAGAAGAGAAGGCAGGAGAAAGAGCUUCUGAACUUGAAGAAAAAUGUUGAGGGUCUAAAGCUAUGACAGCGGAACAUUAGGAUAAGAUGCAUUCCUCCUUAAGGGCUCCUUAUUACGUUCAGUAAUGAAGGAGGAUCUUCAAAGAGAUAGAGCUGUGUGAUCUGCCAUUUUUACAGGCAGGUAUUGAAAAGAAAACAAUACAGUAUUUAUACCAGCAAGUUUUCUCUGCCAGCUGUCUGGUAAAUAUGGUAAUGUUUUAAAAUUUAGUAUCAUACGCUUACAUUUUCUCUGAAAUAAAUGACUUCAUGUACAUGAAAUGUUUGGAUAAAUUAAAGGAAAUGUCUUCAUAACUUAAA